Messenger RNA from Meleagris gallopavo (turkey), 1145 nucleotides. Lineage: Eukaryota; Metazoa; Chordata; Aves; Galliformes; Phasianidae. The record is from RefSeq and is a predicted model, not a curated record.
GGCUCCGCUCAGCUCAGGUGGGACCCGGGUCGGGUCGGGUCGGGUCGGGUCGGGCCGGAUGGGAUCAGUUCAGAUCGGGUCGGAUCAGAACAGAUGGGAUCAGUUCCGCUUGGAUCCGAUCGGACCGGCUCAGCUCAGGUGGGAUCAGCUCAGAUCGGAUCGGGUCAGACUGGGUCAGAUGGGAUCGGCUCCGCUGGAAUCGGACCGGGUCGGAUCAGAUGGGAUCGGCUCCAAUUGGGUCAGGUUGGAUCGGAUCGGAUCAGAUGGGAUCGGCUCCAAUUGGGUCAGGUCGGAUCGGGUCGGAUCAGAUGGGAUCGGCUCCGCUGGAAUCGGACCGGGUCGGACUGGGUCAGCUCAGAUGGGAUCGGAUCCACGCGGGUCGGACCGGGUUGGAUCAGAUGAGAUCAGAUCAGCUCAGAUUGGAUCGGAUCAGCUCCACUCGGACCGGGUCGGAUCAGGUCGGCUCAGAUGGGACUGGAUCCACUCGGAUCGGACCGGGUCGGAUUGGGUCAGACAGGAUCAGCUCAGCUCAGAUUGGAUCGGGUUGGAUCGGGUCAGCUCAGAUGGGAUGGGAUCACCCAAAUCGGGUCGGAUGGGAUCCGCUCUGCUCUGCUCAGCCCGGAUUGGAUCCAACUGGACCGGGUCAGCUCAGCUGGGAUCCGCUCAGAUGAGUUUGGUGCAGCUCAGCUCGGCUGGGAUCAGUUGGGAUCGGAUCAGAUGGGAUCGGAUCGGGUCGGAUCGGGUCGGAUCGGGUCAGCUCAGAUGGGAUCGGGUCAGAUGGAAUCAGAUCAGCCCAGUUCCGAUGGGAUCAGCUCAGAUUGGAUCGGAUCGGAUUGGAUCAGUUCAGCUCAGAUUGGAUCGGAUUGGAUCAGUUCAGCUCGGAUUGGAUCGGAUCGAAUCAGUUCAGCUCAGCUCGGAUCGGAUCAGACGGGAUCAGCUGAGCUCACCCAGAACCGACAGCGCAGCUCCAAUGGACGGAACCGGCACCGCUCAGCCCCGACAGCCCAGCCCGGCUCUCUGGAUCACCCGGCCCGGAUCAGCCUCGACGGAGCGGCUCCACCCGAACCGGGAGCGGACCGGCACCGCUCCGGAUCCCCAGCACCCGGCUCCUCCCGGCACAGCCCCACCCGGCUCAGCACGGUUCG